AUGAUCUCUGCUCCACCUUCAUCAUCACCAGCAACAACGCAAGCUGCAGCAACUUCCACAUCUACUACCGCUACCUCAACGUCCACUUCUACCACAUCUUCAGCUGCAUCUACUUACACAGUCGUGAACGAUGCUCCCAUUAAUGGACCGUGCCCCCAAGGUGCCACUUCAUACACUGCAAAGAAUAAUGUUGUCUAUACCCUUUGUCCAAAUUCCAACUAUGAUGCUGGUAAUUUGGCAAAUAUUGCAGCAAAAGAUAUUCAAACAUGUGCAGAAAUUUGCAGUACUACACCAGGAUGCUACAAUGUGGUUUAUGAACCAGGAACUUGUCAUAUCAAAGGUGCACCUUAUCAGCCCAAUUUAAAGGCUAGCAAUUAUUACUCAACGGUCACUGCUACAAACACGACUGCAAACAAUAAAGCUUUGGCAUCUCUUAAUGGUCAAUGGGGUAAUGUGAUCCCGCUAGAUGUGAACCCGGUAGCAGCUUACUUGGUACCUGCUUAUCCAACCGUGAAAGAAUUCCUUUCGUUUGCUUCUUGGAGUCCAUCAACAUUUGGAGGUCCAGCAAAUUAUCAAACUGCAUUUGCAAGCUUUGAUAUUACUUCAAACACUCAAGGUGAAUUCACAGUCGCAAACACUCAACACAACAUGUUCUGCCCCGGAAUGAAUUCUUUACCCGACGGUAGAUUGAUUAUCGAUGGAGGUGAUACCGAUCAAGCAGUAACUCUUUAUGAUCCUUUUGCAAACACUUUCACACGUGCUGCCAAUAUGACGAUGGGCAGAGGUUAUCAAUCUUCUGUCCUUUUGUCAAACGGUAAAACGUUUACAAUCGGUGGUUCAUUCACGGGUGGUAUUGGAGGUCAAGAUGGCGUACCAAUGAAAGAUGGUGAAGUUUACGAUUCUACUACAAAUCAAUGGUCACCUUUAUCGGGAGCUUUGGUUCAACCGAUGUUAACAACAUACGAUAAUGCAGGUGCAUGGAGAACGGAUAAUCAUGCUUGGUUGUUCGCUUGGUCAGGUGGAUCUGUAUUCCAAGCAGGCCCCAGUAAGAAUAUGAAUUGGUAUAGCACAGCCGGAUCAGGUGGCGUUCAAAGUGCAGGCGUACGAAACAGUAACAAUGAUCAAAUGUGCGGUAUUAGUGUAAUGUACGAUAACGGCAAGAUUCUUUCAACGGGAGGUGCACAAAGUUAUUCUGAUAAUAACGCAUUGAAUGUUGCUCAUUUGAUCACUUUGAACGGUGUCAAUGCUUCUCCAACCGUUGAACAAGUUCAAAGUAUGAACUAUGCACGUUCUUUCCAUAAUGCCAUUGUUCUUCCAAAUGGUCAAAUCUUUAUCGCAGGAGGUCAAUCGUAUGCAGAAGUAUUUACCGAUGUUCAAAGUGUUUUGCAAGCUGAAAUCUUUGAUCCAACAACAAAGACGUUCACAACUGUUGCACCUGCAUCCAUCCCGCGUAAUUAUCAUUCAAGCACUGUGCUUUUACCUGAUGGUCGUGUGAUGAGCGGAGGUGGUGGUCUUUGCUAUGUGGGAGGAAAUUGCAAUAAUGCAAAUCAUCAAGAUAUUCAAUUCUAUACACCUCCUUACCUCUUCGAUUCGAAUGGAAACCUUCGUUCUCGUCCAACGGUCAACUCCAUCACCUCCAGUCAACAACAAGCCGAGAAAGUUCGAGUCAAUCCGGGUGGAACAUUGACAGUCAACUUGAGUUCAGCUUCCGGCUUAACACAUGUUUUGGUACGAAUGGGAUCUUCUACCCAUUCAAUCGAUACCGAUCAACGUCGUAUCCCUCUCACUGUACAAAACACUUCCGGCAAUACAGUCACGCUUGCAAUUCCCAACGAUAAUGGUAUCGUACCUCCAGGUUUCUGGUAUUACUUUGCCGUUGCUUCAAAUGGUGUUCAUAGCAUCGGUCUUACGGUCAAUGUCUUGACCGCUUAAACACCUUCUUUUGUCAUAAUCGUAUAUCCAAAAUUUCACUUGAAUCGAUAAUAUUGCUCAAUAUCUUUUCGCCAUUAUAGAUCCAGUCUCUCGCUUGCUAUAUUUUCCUUACGAUCAGGCGCAUCGUGUGACUGCUGCGCCGAUAUCUUUUUCUGGAAGUGCAUGGAAGCAAGCAAUUAUUAGUGGCUUGAGUUAUAC
Meira miltonrushii is the source of this 2130-nucleotide messenger RNA. RefSeq names its product galactose oxidase. The record is from RefSeq and is a predicted model, not a curated record. Lineage: Eukaryota; Fungi; Basidiomycota; Exobasidiomycetes; Exobasidiales; Brachybasidiaceae. The transcript has a single exon. Bases 1 to 1932 code for a protein of 643 amino acids. Gene Ontology annotation, molecular function: protein binding.